AUGGUUCCUUAUCACAUCUGCAAGUACAAGGAGAGCGACCGGAAACAAGUGCUGGACUUAUUCUCUGGGGGCAUGGAGGAGCACAUCCCACCACCUUCCACUGAAUCAUGGCUCCUGCCCAUCAGAUGCACCUUCAUCCUGCUCCUUUUCCUGUGGUUCAUUGCUGGAUACCCCUGGAGGCAGUAUGUGGUUAUGAGUUCACACAUAGACUUUGCUGACAUCACUAAAUCCUACCUGAGCUCCCAAGACUCCUGUUUCUGCUUGGCUGAGUGUGGGGGCCAGGUAAUGGAAAUAAUGAGUGCAGUGACCAUCAAGAAUCCUCAGCUGGGAAGGAAGCAGUUGAAGCUCUCUUGUAUGUCUGUGGCCUUGGAGCACCAAGGAAAGGGAAUAGCUAAAGCUCUGAUCAAGACUAUCUUCCAGUUUGCCCAGGACCAGGGCUGCAGUGAAGUUGUCCUUGAUAACACACUGUUGCUAUAUAAGUCCCUGGUUCUCUAA
Molecule: messenger RNA, 495 nt
Organism: Dipodomys ordii (Ord's kangaroo rat)
Lineage: Eukaryota; Metazoa; Chordata; Mammalia; Rodentia; Heteromyidae
Product: probable N-acetyltransferase CML6
Exons: 2
Coding region: 1-495 (164 amino acids)
Molecular function (GO): N-acetyltransferase activity
Source: RefSeq, a predicted model, not a curated record